AUGGCCGCGUUUCGCAAAAAUAACUAUACGGAGAGAUACCACGACCGCACUCUCUGCUCCGAGAGUCAGAGCGAAGGAAAGAACAGUGCUACAAGGACGAUGGCGAGGGGGAAGGAGCAAUCUCAGGACAACAGGCACAGGGCUCUACCUGCAAUAGGAGCACCAAGGAAUGAAGAAAGGCCACGGAACAAGAGUAGCAACCCAAAGGCAUUGGUCAAGCGAUCAAUCCCCAUGAGCUCCACCAGCAUGAUAGACGCCACACUCACGAAUCCCGCUGCAAGAAGGCAUAAGUCCGAAGAGUACAGCAACUAUAGUGAACCCAAACAUCGUGUUACAAAAUGGAGUGAAUGCCACGGUGAUUCCACUGAUGAGCAGACACAGAUUAUUGAGAAGAAGGCAAUCCACCCGUGGAAGAUCACUCAGCCAUCCCAUGAAAACUCUACCCAAAAAAGCCUAAGAGAAUCAAUGGAACCCACCAUGUGUAAAGAUCCUCGACUGGCUCGACGACUUCCACCGCCAUGGGAAGUGACGCUGAUACGUCUUGGGCGAGAUGAACAUGAUGCAUUUGACACCUUAGAGACAAGAGAAGACAAAACAAAUACCAAGGCACAAAAUCUCUACCAAGCAGUUGAGAAGAAUGCCAACAAAGAUGAGAUAAGCCCCUCUCCAUCCAUAUUCUUCCAGAAGGACGUUCCCAAGAGGAGCGAGUGCGAAAGUGCCAACUCCAGAGCCACAAACUGCAAUGCCGGUCGCAAGAGCUCUCCUGGUGUCGAACCAAUUACUGACUGCCACGAUGCAUGGCAGGUAUAUGAGCCCAAAUCCCAAACCUACCACAAGAUAUGCAAAUUCCAUGAUCAACUGGACGCAAACUCCCCGAGGAAAGAAAAAGAAGCCGAACACGAACCUCCAAGAAUCCCUUUUGGCCUUGGACUCGUGGAACUCGAGGACCAAGGCAGGAAGGAAGAUUCCAAAGCAAUACGCAAUCCCAUCGAUGAUGGCAUUGGCAGCGAAGGCUGCGAAGACGAUGACCCAACCGUAUCCCCCGUUGGGGACGUCGGGGACUUCGAUCGGCUCCUCCUCGUCGACGGGAACGGCCGGCGUCCCGAGUUCUUUCUCUCCCGGACUGAGGACUUCCCGUCCUCCGGUUCCCACGCUCCCGGGACUUCCGAAGGCUACACUGGAUUUCUCCGAGUUGGUCUGGAGGGAAAACAAAGUUUGCCGGAUGAAUGGCAGGAAAAGUUGGGCUCGUUCAGUCUGGAUGCAGGCAAGGCGUCGAGUCGAGCUCAAAGCUCGAUAUAG
Messenger RNA from Darwinula stevensoni, 1299 nucleotides. The record is from the annotation of a GenBank genome assembly. NCBI's taxonomy places the organism in Eukaryota, Metazoa, Arthropoda, Ostracoda, Podocopida, Darwinulidae.